This is a messenger RNA of Thunnus maccoyii (southern bluefin tuna), 2993 nucleotides long. RefSeq names its product inter-alpha-trypsin inhibitor heavy chain H3-like. The coding region runs from base 1 to 2727 and encodes 908 amino acids. Gene Ontology annotation, biological process: hyaluronan metabolic process. Gene Ontology annotation, molecular function: serine-type endopeptidase inhibitor activity. The record is from RefSeq and is a predicted model, not a curated record. Lineage: Eukaryota; Metazoa; Chordata; Actinopteri; Scombriformes; Scombridae. The transcript has 22 exons.
AUGUCUGGACUGUUGGGUGUUCGGCAGCUGCUGCUGUGGGGCAUCGCCUGCCUCUGGCUGCCCAGCCUGGCCCGGGGGGCUCUGGUCGUCUCUGGGGACCAUGCAGCUGUGCAGGGGACAAGAGGAGCUGACAGAUCACUGCAGAAAAGAAGCACAAAUGAUGGCAUGGUGGAGGUGUAUAGUGUGACAGUGGACUGCACUGUGGCGUCUCGUUUCGCUCACACUGUCAUGACCUCAAAGGCUCUGAACAAAGCAAGCUCCUCACAGGAAAUCUUCUUCGAAGUGGAGCUUCCAAAGACCGCCUUCAUCACCAACUUCAGCAUGGAAAUUGAUGGUCAGGAGUAUGUUGGAGAGGUGAAAGAGAAAGAGAAAGCCAAGAAACAGUAUGAGAAGGCUGUUUCCUCAGGACAGACUGCUGGACUGGUCAAGGUGUCUGGAAGAAAGAUGGAGAAGUUUUCAGUGUCUGUCAACAUUGCAGCUGAAAGUAACGUAACUUUCAUUCUGACCUAUGAGGAGCUCCUUCAGAGGAAACUGGGCCAGUAUGAGAUUCUGACCCGAGUUAAACCCAAACAACCGGUCCAGGAGUUUCAGAUUGUGACAAACAUUUACGAGCCUCAAGGCAUUUCUUAUGUUGAUGCUCAAGCAACCUUCCUCUCCAAUGAGCUGCUCCCCCUAGUGGAGAAAACUGUCACAGACAAAAAGGCUCACAUCUCUUUUUCACCAACUAUGGACCAGCAGAGGAAGUGUCCAGGUUGUGAUGAGACACUGAUCGAUGGAGAUUUUAUCAUCAAGUAUGAUGUGAACCGUGCAAAGAGCCUCGGGGACAUUCAGAUUGUGAACGGAUACUUUGUGCACUUCUUUGCUCCACCUGACCUACCCAGAGUCCCAAAGAACGUGGUGUUUGUGAUCGACAGGAGCGGCUCAAUGAGUGGAACAAAGAUCCAGCAAACCCGAGAGGCAAUGCUGGCCAUCAUCAAAGACCUCCAUGAGGAGGACUACUUUGCCCUCAUCCAGUUUGAUCAUGAGAUCAAUCCUUGGAAGGAAUCACUAACCAAAGCAACCGAGGAAAAUGUGGCUGAAGCCAUGGCCUAUGUCAGAAAGAUAACAGCCAGGGGAGGAACUAAUAUCAAUGAUGCUGUGUUGCGAGGUGUGAACAUGCUAGUGAAAGACAGACAGGAGAACAAGCUCCCAGAGGGGAGUAUCGACAUGAUUAUUUUACUGACUGAUGGAAGAGGUAAUUUGAACUCGAUGACGGUUGAGGAGAAUGUGCGCUCUGCUAUUGGAGGGAACAUGUCUCUGUUCUGUCUUGGAUUCGGAAACGAUGUGGAUUAUUCCUUCCUGGAUGUGAUGAGCAAACAAAACAAGGGACUGGCCCGCAGAAUCUAUGAGGCCUCAGAUGCAACCCUUCAACUCCAGGGUUUCUAUGAGGAGGUGUCCAGCCCUCUGCUUUCAGAGGUGGACCUACGUUACCCCGACAACGCAGUGGACUUCGUGACCACCAACCACUUCAGCCAGUUGUUUAACGGCACAGAGAUCGUGGUGGCUGGUCGGCUGAUGGACAACGACCUGGACAACUUCCUGGUGGAAGUGUUCGCCCAGGGGUUUGAGGAGGACUUCCAGGUGCAGGGCCAGGCCAGUGCUGUAGAGUGGGACGUGAUUUACCCAGAGGAGGAGUACGUCUUUGGGGAUUUCACAGAGCGUCUGUGGGCCUACCUCACCAUCCAGCAGUUACUGGAGAAGAGCAAGAUUGGCACCCCUGACGAGAAAGCCAAUGCCACAGCCAAGGCCCUGGACAUGUCCCUGCAGUAUAGCUUCGUCACCCCUCUCACCUCCAUGGUGGUCACCAAGCCUGAAACUGAGGAUGGAACAGACAGCCCUCUCAUUGCUGAUAAACUGACUGAGGAGCAAAGACUACAGGCAGACAGAGUAGCACAUCGCUUUGUAAGCCCCCCUUUGUACUCAUAUGCUGCCCGACCCACAUAUUUUGUGGAUGGAGAUCCUCAUUUCAUGAUAGAGCUGCCAGACAGAGAUGACGCUCUGUGCUUCAACAUCAACGACAAACCAGGAACCAUUUUCAACCUGGUCAAAGACCCAAUGUCAGGUAUUUUAGUGAAUGGCCAGAUCAUCGGAGACAAGAAAAUCCCCCUUGAUGGUAAAAUCAACACUUACUUUUGGCGUUUUGGCAUCACCCACCAGAAGCUGGGGGUGAGACUGGAGGUGAGCACUCAGGACAUCUUGGUGUUUCAGGACGGCAAACGGGUCAAGCUGCUGUGGUCUGAUACAGCCUCCCUCAAAGGAGCCAAUGUGGAUCUUCUCGUGACCAAGGACCGUAGCCUAACGAUAACCCUAAGAGAUUCUGUCAAGUUUGUGAUCCUGCUACACAAAGUGUGGAAGAAGCACCCGUACCACCGGGACUACUUGGGUUUCUACACAGUGGACAGCCACCUCCUGUCUCCCUCUGUUCAUGGUCUGCUAGGUCAGUUUUACAGCGGGAUUGAAUAUGAGGUCACAGACCUGCGUACAGGUGACGUCCCAGAGAAACCAGACGCCACCAUGUAUGUGAAAGGACAGCAGCUCAAUGUGACCAGAGGCUGGCAGAGAGACUUCAUGAGAGAUGUGAAGAACGGAGAAAAUGUUCCCUGCUGGUUCAUUCACAGUAAUGGAAAAGGCCUCAUCGACGGAGAUGCUUCAGACUACAUUGUGUCAGGCCUUUUCAAAAGAGUUUAAAAGCAGUUUUCAGACAGUCUUAUCACUGUUGUUCCUGUAAAUCAGCACCCAAAUUCAUACAAUAAAACACGUACAUAAAAUAAAAUCUGCCUGCACUCUUAACAGACUUAAUUCACAGUAUUGUGCAGACAACUUCAUGGUAUAUAACAGUUUAAUCUGGGAUUAUAAGAAGGGUAACUAACAUUAUCUCAAAAGUACUGAAAUAAAUGGAGUUCUUAAAGAUGGAUGUAGAAUGGAUUUAGGCUUUUUUUAAAAAAAAAAAAAAA